CGCGGUUGUGCCUCCGCCAACUCCGGGCGCUCGCUCUUCCCGCCUCUGGUUCCUCUCCCGCUGCCGCCGCUGCUGCUGCCGCGAGCAUGGACCACGAAUCCGCCAACGGGACGGUUGCCGGCAACGGCACUUUGGGGCCGGCGUCGCCGCUCAAUGCCACGUCCGACGACGAUGAGCUGUACCAGGUGCCUGUCGAGAUCAUCGUGCUCCUAUCCUUCUGCUAUGGACUCAUCUCGCUGGUGGCCGUCGCCGGGAACUCUAUGGUGCUCUGGAUCGUGGCCUCGUCACGGCGCAUGCAGACCGUCACCAACUUCUUCAUCGCCAAUCUGGCCGUGGCCGACAUCAUCAUCGGACUGUUCUCCAUCCCGUUCCAGUUCCAGGCGGCCCUGCUGCAGCGCUGGGUGCUGCCCGAGUUCAUGUGCGCCUUCUGCCCCUUCGUACAGGUUCUCUCGGUCAACGUGUCCAUAUUCACGCUGACUGCCAUAGCGCUGGACCGCUACCGCGCCGUGACAGCACCGCUACGCGCCCGCUGCUGCUCAAAAUUCAACGCUAAAGUGCUCAUCGGCGUCGUGUGGGCCGUGUCGACGGCGGCUGCCCUGCCGUACGCCCUCGCACUGCGCGUCAUCCUCGUCUACGACUCGGUGUCCGGCGAAAUAUCGCGGCCCUUCUGCAUCAACGUGGUACUGCCGCCGUUCGCCUGGAAAGUGUACAACCACGUGCUCGUCGGCUUGCAGUACCUUCUGCCACUUUGCGUCAUCUGCUACACGUACGGACGCAUCGGUGGCGCUGUGCGUAACUCGCGUACGCCGGGCAACGCAGAGACCGUGCGUGACACCAACAUCAUCCGCAACAAGCGAAAGGUGACCAAGAUGAUACUGGUGGUCGUGGCCAUUUUCGCCAUCUGCUGGCUGCCUUACCAGACGUACAACAUUCUCCAAGAGCUCUAUCCCAUCAUCAACCAAUACCGCUACAUCAACGUCAUCUGGUUCUGCUCCCACUGGCUCGCCAUGAGCAAUUCCUGCUACAACCCUUUCAUUUACGCCAUUUAUAGCGAGAAGUUCAGCGCCGAGUUCCGGGCUCGGAUGCGCUGCUGUUCGUCGAAGAGCAAACAAGAGGAGGCACGCUGCUACCGGCAGACACCCACAUCGGUGUCCACGCGCUACUCCAUGCGCUCGUACUCCUGAGCGGAGGCCCCGCACCGCGAAAACACGCUGCGCCCGGAGCAGGCAGCAACCGACAACGUGUAGAGUCGCUAAAUGUGACUCGUUGGCCGCGGCUGACUUCGGCCAGGCUACGUCCGCGACCUCACAAGACCAACCUUUCGAUGUUCCAGGACGGUGCAUCGCUGCGGGGGCGGCGCACAAGACGUCAUCGAAGCACGGACAUCAGUGUUGUUCCGUCGAUGGGCGUCGAUGCGAUGCUAGAUCGAAUGUGGUCGGGCGAAACCGACCACACUUUCGAAGCACAGUGAACUUUUCAGCAACAGUUGUGGAAGAGGGACAUGUGGCGCCACCACUGGCCUCGGGGUUAGCCAGAACUAGUUUUGACGUGUACGCUGUGGGCGAGAGUGGGUGUGUCGGGCAAUUCGUUCCACGCACUACCGGGAAUAUGACCGAGAAUG
Molecule: messenger RNA, 1621 nt
Organism: Rhipicephalus sanguineus (brown dog tick)
Lineage: Eukaryota; Metazoa; Arthropoda; Arachnida; Ixodida; Ixodidae
Product: tachykinin-like peptides receptor 99D
Exons: 4
Coding region: 87-1184 (365 amino acids)
Biological process (GO): G protein-coupled receptor signaling pathway
Cellular component (GO): membrane
Molecular function (GO): neuropeptide Y receptor activity
Source: RefSeq, a predicted model, not a curated record